CAUAAUGGUCUCCUCCUCCACGGCCAUCAUCAGCACAUCACAACGAAAAAAUGUACGCAUAUUAUUGGUUGGCGAUCCCGGAGUUGGCAAAACAUCCCUUAUCCUAUCAUUAGUUAGUGAAGAAUUUCCCGAAGAUGUUCCACCCAAAGCUGAAGAGAUUACCAUACCGGCAAAUGUGACACCCGAACAGGUGCCCACAAACAUUGUGGACUAUUCACACAUUGAACAGUCGGAUGAAACCCUAAAUGAAGAAAUCUUAAAAUCCCAUGUUGUUUGCAUUGUCUAUGCCGUAGAUGAUGAUGAUACCCUAGAUCGUAUUACCUCCCAUUGGCUACCGUUGAUACGUAAGGCGGUCGGUGAUAAUCAGCCCAAGAAACCAGUUGUCUUGGUUGGCAAUAAAGUCGAUUUGAUUGAAUACUCGACCAUUAAUAGUGUUCUUAGCAUAAUGGAAGAAUUUCCUGAGGUUGAAAGCUGUGUUGAAUGUUCCGCAAAGACCUUACAUAAUAUAUCGGAAAUGUUUUAUUAUGCACAAAAAGCUGUUUUGCAUCCAACAUCACCAUUGUACAUUAUGGAUGAACAAGAUCUUACGCCAGCAUGCAAGAAAUCACUGGUACGCAUAUUUAAAAUAUGUGAUAUCGAUGGUGAUAAUCUUCUAAACGACUACGAGUUGAAUUUGUUUCAAAGGCGCUGUUUCAACACUCCACUACAACCACAAAUUCUGGAUGAAGUUAAAUCGGUUAUACAGAAAAAUAUACCCGAUGGUAUCUAUAAUGAUUCGGUUACUUUAAAGGGUUUCCUAUUCCUGCAUUGCCUAUUCAUACAACGUGGACGAAAUGAAACAACAUGGGCUGUACUGAGGCGUUUCGGUUACAAUGAACAGCUGGAGAUGAGUAAAGACUAUUUAAAACCUCCACUAAAAAUACCACCUGGUAGUAGUACGGAAUUAUCGCAUAGGGGUCAACAAUUUUUGACAGCCCUAUUUGAACGUUACGAUAAGGAUUGUGAUGGUGCUCUAUCGCCCGAGGAGCAUAAAAUGCUGUUCAGCACCUGCCCCCAGGCACCAUGGUCCUACUCAACGGAUAUACGUAAAUCGUGUACGGUAAAUGAAAAAGGAUGGGUCACCCUAAACGGCUGGAUAAGUCGUUGGGCCCUAAUGACUUUGGUCGAUGUCAACAAGACAAUGGAAUAUUUGGCCUAUAUGGGAUUUAAUGUCCACGAAAAUGAUACUCAACUGGCAGCUAUACAUGUGACACGGGAGCGUCGUAUCGAUUUGGCCAAACGUCAAAGUAGCCGCUCGGUAUAUAUGUGUCAUGUUAUUGGACCAAAGGGUUCGGGGAAGACGGGCAUGUGUCGUGGUUUUCUUCUGAAUGAUGAUACCAAGUCGCUGAUUGGCAAAGAGUUUAAAACGAAUGUGACACAUUGUGUCAAUACGGUGCAGGUCUAUGGCCAAGAGAAACACUUAAUUUUACGCGACAUUGAUGUCAAACAUGCCCUUGACCCGCUGCAACCGCAAGAAAUCAAUUGUGAUGUAGCCUGUUUGGUAUACGAUUCCUCAAAUCCUCGUUCAUUUGAAUAUAUUGCACGCAUUUACAUUAAAUACUAUGCCGAAAGUAAAAUCCCCGUCAUGAUAGUUGGCAGCAAAUGUGAUAUGGAUGAACGUCGCCAGGAUUAUCUGCUGCAGCCAGAUGAAUUUUGUCAAAAAUACAAACUAUUGCCACCACAUCGUUUCAGUCUGAAGAAUAACAAAAAGGAAUUAUAUGUAAAAUUGGCAACCAUGGCGGCAUUCCCACGCUUUCAAGCCGCAUGGAUAUUAUUUUACAAGCACAGGUUGGUACAGCUGUGGGAAUCGGCUCAUUUACGUCAAUUUGGUCUUAUGACAGAGGAUCCGACAUUAUGGUGGAAAGCUGGUUUGGGUGUAGCUGCUGCCACAGUUUUGGGUUUUGUGGUCUUAAAGGCUGUACAUGGCCUAACAACACCAACACGUUAAA
Molecule: messenger RNA, 1988 nt
Organism: Musca vetustissima
Lineage: Eukaryota; Metazoa; Arthropoda; Insecta; Diptera; Muscidae
Gene: Miro
Product: mitochondrial Rho GTPase
Exons: 7
Coding region: 5-1987 (660 amino acids)
Biological process (GO): small GTPase-mediated signal transduction; mitochondrion organization
Cellular component (GO): mitochondrial outer membrane
Molecular function (GO): GTPase activity; GTP binding; calcium ion binding
Source: RefSeq, a predicted model, not a curated record